AUGCAGUCGCAGUCGGAGAAGCCCAAGAAAGCGCCUCGCAAGCACCUUACUACUGCAUGCGUGCCGUGCCGCGAGAGUAAGAUCAGGUGCGACGGCGCGACUCCGCAUUGUAACAACUGCGAAAGGAAGGGAAAGGCUUGUAAAUACCAGCAUGGCGAGGAUAAACGGAAAGUGUCGCUCCGUCCUGCGACAGAGCUGUUUUCCGCGCGGAUUGACCAGCUGUGCCAGUUCAUCUAUGACAAUGGCUUGGAGCCGCCUCCGAUGAAUCCUGAGGAUGAGUUGGGGAUGAAUCGGGUGUUAGAAACGCUUCAGAUUUCUCGGAAAGCUGUAUACAGAGAUCAUGCUGGAAUGGUGGGUGAGCAAGUUGGACACCCUCAAACAGCUAUCCCUGGCGUCGCGGAUCCCAGCCUGCCGGCACCUUUGACCAGCGAGGGGCACAUGCGCGUGAACGAGAGUACUACUGGCGUUCCUAUGUCAUCUCCCAACGUGCCAUCUGACCAGGGGUUCAUCCCGUCAUCGAAAAGUCCCGAAUCAAUCAACGCUCUGGGAAUGAAUCUGUCCCCAACGAGAGCCUAUGCCUCCUCGCAUUGGGCACUUGCCCUCCCAACUGCCGAGAGCUUCGAUGCGCUAUGCGCGAACAUGAUAGGAGGACCUGGCGUUACACCGGACGGCAGUGCCAGUCCCGCGAGCUUUCACCCGUUGCGGGAUAGCAUUCAGCAGCAACCCGGGGAAUCGCUCGGACAGCCGCGCGACAACCGAGAUUACUACGACAGCGAUAGCGGGGAGGAGGACGAGGCAGAGAAAGACGUGAUCGAGCAACUAUCACAUCGCAUCGGAACGCUGAAAAUCGCCGGGGACGGUCACCUGCGAUUCUACGGCGCGACCUCUAACUUGAACUUGGUAGAUGUCUCGGCGACACAACAGCGCCAGCGCCCCGAUGCGCGGUCAAUCCGCCACGACGGGCAAGAUAUCUUGAACCACCUGCGCGUCGGGCAGCCUGUGGAUCCAGUCCUUGAAGAUCACUUGGUCGAGCUCUACUUCACGUGGCAGAACCCCAGUACCUACGUGGUGGACAAGGAGAUGUUCAUGAUCGCGAGAUCGAGAUGGCGGAACGGAUGCGACGACACUCCGUUCUAUUCCGAGGUGCUGACCAACGCAAUGUGCGCCAUUGGCAGUGCUUUUGAAGCGCGGUAUCACCCAACUUUCAUCACAUUUCCCAAGUCCCUUUCGGAGUUCUUUGCAGAUCGGGCUAAGGCGCUUUUGGAAAUUGAGUUGGACUCGCCCUGCGUGGCUACGGUGCAAGCCCUCGUUAUCUUGAGUUGUCAUGAAGGCUCGUCAAACCGGGAUGCACGGGGUUGGCUCUACAGUGGGAUGUCCAUGAGACUGGCGUUUGAUCUUGGUCUUCACCUUGAUAUGACUAUCUAUGUGGAAAGAGGCGACAUCAGCGCCCUUGAAGCUGACGUCCGUCGGGUGGCAUUCUGGGGAAGCUAUAUUGCUGAUCAUUUCUGGGGUUUCUAUCUAGGCCGCCCCUUCCGGAUGAACGCGGGAGAUAUCACAGUUAUGAAGCCCGCGUCGGAUCUGGGCCAUGGGAAAGAGAGCAUAUGGUACCCAUACGGACACUUGCUACAGUCAGAGGCCCUCAAGGGAGGAAUCAAGAACCCGAACGAGCUGAUCAGUAGGCAAUUCGUUAUUUUAUGGGAGAUCAUCUCACCCGUCGGUCAUAUUCUAUAUGGCUGCUCUGAUAUACCAAAACACGACCUGCAAAGACUCUGUCACCCCGUGACGGAUGACCUGUUCGCUUGGGGAGAGAAUCUCCCCUCGAACCUGGAUAUCGAUUUAGAAAACGACACAGUUCCAAUCCUGCCGCACCUCUUGAUGCUACACCUACAAUACCACCAAAUCGUCAUUUUCACCCACAGACCAUGGGUCUCCAAAAGCUACAUCCAACCCCGCGCCCCCCGCCAAGGACCCGGCUACCACCACGCCCGCAGAAUGUGCAUUGAAUCCUCAAUGGCCAUAGCGCGACUCCUCCACAUCUACGAGAAACACUACACCUUCCGCCGCAUGAACAACCAAGUCGUUGCCAUCAUCUUCAGCGCAGCCCUCAUGCUCCUCUACGUCACCAUCUCAAACUCAUCUCCAACCAAGACCACCACCAGCACCACCACCAGCACCGGCCCGGAACACCCAACCACCAACGCUGAAAUGGUAGCCUACCUCAACCUCUGCUUCCGCGCCCUAGACGAACUAGGCCAGUCUUUCGAGAACGCGAAACGCACACGCGACUUCCUCGUCAGUCUCCAGCGCCGCUGGCAAGCGCACAUGCGUCGCUCCGGUCCUAGAAAGCGACAAAUUACAAACCACCCCUCUUCGCAAACCCUGCACGCACCCGACCACCACGCGUCCUCAUCGAGAAAGAAAUCCAGAGUCGCCCCCGCCGUCCCCCAAACCAUACCACCCCCUCCGCAAAAGAUCUCCUCCACAAAACAAACUCCCCUGCCGCAGGCCCUAGACGCAACGCAGCAGUUCGGCGCCUGUCAGCCUGGAGACCUGGACUGGAUCCGCACUUCGGAUCUGCAGUUUUUGUCGGAGCAGAUUGCGGAUGGGGGUGUUCCUGCUGUGGAUAGAUUAAUAGUUACUGGGAUGUGA
Messenger RNA from Aspergillus candidus, 2649 nucleotides. RefSeq names its product transcription factor domain-containing protein. The coding region runs from base 1 to 2649 and encodes 882 amino acids. Gene Ontology annotation, biological process: regulation of DNA-templated transcription; DNA-templated transcription. The record is from RefSeq and is a predicted model, not a curated record. The transcript has 9 exons. NCBI's taxonomy places the organism in Eukaryota, Fungi, Ascomycota, Eurotiomycetes, Eurotiales, Aspergillaceae. Gene Ontology annotation, molecular function: zinc ion binding; DNA-binding transcription factor activity, RNA polymerase II-specific; DNA binding.